Molecule: messenger RNA, 558 nt
Organism: Lepus europaeus (European hare)
Lineage: Eukaryota; Metazoa; Chordata; Mammalia; Lagomorpha; Leporidae
Gene: DYNLRB2
Product: dynein light chain roadblock-type 2
Exons: 4
Coding region: 80-370 (96 amino acids)
Biological process (GO): microtubule-based movement
Cellular component (GO): cytoplasm; cytoplasmic dynein complex; centrosome
Molecular function (GO): dynein intermediate chain binding
Source: RefSeq, a predicted model, not a curated record
CUCCUAGCAACGGCGGGAAGCGUUGUUGACACCGAGGCGGCGGCGGUGCCGGAGUCCGGAGAGUCUCGCCGCCCGCGCGAUGGCAGAGGUGGAAGAAACCCUUAAAAGGAUCCAGAGCCACAAAGGGGUUAUUGGAACGAUGGUUGUGAAUGCAGAAGGCAUUCCAAUCCGAACGACCCUGGACAACUCCACCACAGUCCAAUAUGCAGGUCUUCUUCAUCAGCUGACCAUGAAAGCCAGGAGCACAGUCCGCGACAUUGAUCCUCAGAAUGACCUAACCUUUCUUAGGAUCAGAUCAAGGAAACACGAAAUCAUGGUAGCACCAGACAAGGAAUAUCUUCUGAUUGUCAUUCAGAAUCCGUGUGAAUAAGACCUACUGUGGCCAAGUCUGUCCCAGUGACUCUGGGUUGAAAACACUUUAAUGAUUACUGCAAUUAUAUUCCAAUCUAACUGAUCUUUUGGAAAUUCUUUUCUAUUUUUACACUUAAAGUAUUCCAUGUGUUUCAUUUAGCCCCUUUGUAUUGUGAAGUUGUACUUUAGCUAUAUAAUAAAUUCUGG